CCCAUUCCACUCGCGCCAGUCUACAAUACCCCGCUCAGCUCCUCCGCUAAUUACCUUCCCACUCACUACGAGCCCGCAUUCCACCGGUCCACCCUCCCUCCACAGACAGCCUCGUCGAGAAGGCCUUCGAAACACUAUAUUCAUUACCACCCACACACUCUCUCCAACACCUUAGCACCUCCUCUGCCACCGUCAGCCGUGUCUGCUGCGUGAGCGGCAGCUUGCCUGGCCAUAAUGUCUGCAACUACUCCUGACUCUGACGUGCCAUCGUCGCCGGCCGAGUCUUCCGCCAGCGAGACUACCUCUCCCUUCGUCGAGUCGCCUCUAUCCCCCAAUCCUGCCUCUCCCUUCGUGCCCGCCCCAGCAAGUCACCUCGAUCGGCCUCAUAGCGCUGGCCGCGCCGUCUCUGCUGCUGCCUCCAUGACUCCUUCCAGUCACCCUCUGGGUGCCGUGAACGCCGCUAGACGGCCACCUCCAAUCUCGAGUAGGGGCACCGGUCUACAGAACAUGCCGCAAGACAUCCUGGCACGCCUUGAUGCUGUCCGCAAUCGUACUGGUCCUGGACCGGCGAGAGGGCCAGGAACACCAGGCUCGUUAAACAGUCCUGCACUAUCCUCUCCGGCUGCAGGCGGUCCCGGAGGUAUUCCCACAAACUUCAAAUUGCCAAUCGGCAUGUCAAGACCAACUGCGCCGAAUUUCCAGUCGGCUCCAGCUGUACCGAACCUGCGAUUAGGUGGCAACAAGCCUUCACUGGCGGAUCGAAGAGGAGGACUCAAGCUUCCGGGCGGCCUGCCUGGCUCUGGUCCGCCUACUCCAGGCGGUGCUGGUCCCGUUGGAGGUAGAAAGGGACCUGGUCUGAAGUUGUCCCAGAUGAAUGGUGGCGAGCAGCCCGAACAGUCAGGAGGCCGCUCCAACGAUCUCAAGAACUUUUCACAAUUCAUUGACGUCAAGUCUGGCAGUCUGAACUUCAAGGGCAAGGCUGUGCUGAACGCCGAGGGCGUCAAGUUUGCCGGUGGCACUCAGUUCAACAUCUCGCUGGACGAGGUGGAUACGCUGGAUGAGCUGGGAAAGGGCAACUACGGCACAGUCUACAAGGUGCGACACAGCCGGCCAAAGUUUAGGAGACCGGGGCUUGGACUGGCAGGAAACAAGCCUCUUCCGACAGAUCAACAGCCUGUCCCACCGUCCCCGACGACGACGACGACCAAGACCGGCGAGCUCGACUCGGGGGACAGUGCAGCUUCGGCAAAGGCCACAGCCGGCACUACUGGAGUCAUAAUGGCGAUGAAGGAGCUUCGACUGGAACUGGACGAUGCCAAGUUUGCCGCCAUCAUCAUGGAAUUGGACGUCCUGCAUCGCUGCGUAUCCCCGUACAUUAUCGACUUUUAUGGCGCCUUCUUCCAAGAGGGUGCGGUGUACAUCUGCAUCGAGUUCAUGGACGGUGGCUCAGUCGACAAGAUUUACCAUGACGGUGUGCCCGAGAAUAUAUUACGGAAGAUUGCGUACGCAGUGACGAAAGGACUGAAGUUUCUGAAAGAGGACCACAACAUCAUCCAUCGAGACGUCAAGCCGACAAACAUUCUGGUCAACACAAAAGGACACAUCAAGAUUUGCGACUUUGGUGUCAGCGGCAACCUGGUGGCGAGCAUUGCAAGAACAAACAUUGGCUGUCAGAGCUACAUGGCGCCCGAGCGAAUAUCGUCGGGCGGCAUUGCACAGGCAGGCGCAAACCCGGGCGGCGGCACGUACAGCGUGCAGAGCGACAUUUGGAGUCUGGGCCUGACGAUCAUCGAGUGUGCUCUGGGCGCCUAUCCCUAUCCCCCUGAAACGUACAAUAACAUUUUUAGCCAACUCAGCGCCAUUGUGGAUGGGGAACCGCCAGACCUUCCUGCCGAAGGCUUCUCUGAAGCAGCAAAAAACUUUGUCAGGGGCUGUCUCAACAAGAUCCCCAACCUACGACCCACCUACGCCAUGCUCCUCCAGCACGCCUGGCUCGCCCCGCUCGACAAGCCUGCUACCAUUACCGAAGCGGACGAGGAGGCAGAACAUCUCGCCGAAGAUGGCACCACCACCACCACCACCACCACCACCACCACCACCACCAUGACCACCGCUCCUUCAUCAGAGCCCACCGCCACAAAUGACACCACUUCCGAGUCAAACGCCGCCGCAGAUGACACCACCACCACCACCGCUCCCGAGUCAAACGCCGCCGUAGACGACACCACUCCCGAGUCAGACGCCGCCCCACAUGCCGGCGCCAUGGAAGAUGCCGAUGUGUUGGACAAGGAAGUCGCAGAUUGGGUCAAGGAGUGCCUCGAACGCAAGAAGAAUGGCACGCUAGGCAAGAAUAACCCAAAGAGCAAGGAGAAGCCCGCCCUGCACGCGGCACCACUUGACGCGGUGGGCAGCCCUGACGAGGCGGUGGUGGUCAAUGGCAGCGCAACGACGACAACAACAACGACGACGACGACGACGGACACUACUACCUGAUGGAUGUGCACACUAUUAUGGGCAGCUAUAUAAUGAUACCAAACCCACACAUUUAUUUUCCCUCAAAAACUUGACUGCCGCGGCGGCCUAGCUGCUGCUUGUAGUCCCAUCAUCAUCCCAUGUCCCAUGUCCCAUGUCUAGAUAUGAUUAGAUCAUGUACGUCCGCCCCCCAACCCUCCCAGUCCUCAGCCACUGCACGGUUGUUGUCGGUCUCAAUGGAUUGGCUGGCCACGACGACGGACCUGACAACUCACGACGACGUGUGUCGAAUUUCGCUCGACAGCCCCCUCCCCCCAACACCCAAAAACACACGGACCCUCUUUGUUUCAUGUUUACAGCGGUCAAUCCCUGCGCUGGACUGUACGAACAACGAAUGCGAAGAAGAAGAAGAAGAAGAAGAAGAAGAAGAGAAAAGCACGAGCACGAGCACUACACUACAGUAGCACUAGCACAACCGGCACAACUAGCAAUACU
This is a messenger RNA of Pseudovirgaria hyperparasitica, 2967 nucleotides long. RefSeq names its product kinase-like protein. The transcript is spliced from 3 exons. Gene Ontology annotation, molecular function: ATP binding; MAP kinase kinase activity. NCBI's taxonomy places the organism in Eukaryota, Fungi, Ascomycota, Dothideomycetes, Acrospermales, Acrospermaceae. Gene Ontology annotation, biological process: MAPK cascade; cellular hyperosmotic response; protein phosphorylation. The record is from RefSeq and is a predicted model, not a curated record. Bases 235 to 2493 code for a protein of 752 amino acids.